AUGCCUGCAUACAUACUGUUUGUGAAUGAAAAGGUGUUGAUGCAGCUAUUAAAAGGCUUCUUCAUUGGCACGAGUGAGGAUGAAGCUGUUUUGAGUUUUCUUUUGGCAGAUUUUUGGCUUUUGUUUCUUGUGCAGUGUUUUUCCUCCUCCACCAAAUUGUUCCUUUGCACUUGCGGUCCCACACUUCUAUUUGUAAAGAUUAGCCAAGGUAAAGAAGAGGGAAGAAGAUUUUAUGCUUGUUCAGCAUGUAGAGAUAGAAAAGACUGUAAUUUUUUUCAAUGGGAAAAUGAGAAGGUGUCAGAAGCUAGACUUUUGGCACGCAAAGAAGUUAACAGAAAUUGUCGACCAUCUUUGUCGCACAGACAGAACAUGGAAAGGUAUAAAGAAUUUGUUCUGUUGCCGUUAUCAAAAAGGAAGUUUUGUCAAGAAUGCCAGAAGUUGCUAUUGCCAAUGGAGUGGGACAAACACUCUGACCAUCAGGUACUUCAUGAUCUCUCUGUUGCCCAUUUACAAAGGCCCAGUCAACUUUUGUGUCCACUGGAGAAUAAGAAGACAAAUGCUCAGUAUCUGUUUGCAGAUAGAAGUUGUCAGUUUUUGCUGGACCUUAUCAUUGCAUUAGGAUUCAGAAGAGUGCUCUGUGUUGGCACACCAAGGCUUCAUGAAUUGAUCAGAUUAAAAGCGUCACAAGAACAGGAGUCCGAUGUUAAAAGCCUUCUGCUAGAUAUUGAUUUCAGGUAUUCACAGUUUUAUACAGAGGAAGAGUUCUGCCACUAUAAUAUGUUUAACCAUUAUUUCUUUGGUGGAGAGGCUGCACAUGAAAUCUGUAGAAAAUUCUUGCAUCAAGAGAAAGGUGAAGGAGUCAUAUUAGUGACUGAUCCCCCAUUUGGAGGUUUGGUGGAGCCCUUGGCUUUUAGUUUUAAAAAGCUAAUUGCAGCAUGGAGAGAGGUACAAGGGGAAGAUCACAGCAGCAAAGAUUUACCAAUUUUUUGGAUAUUUCCAUACUUCUUUGAGUCUCGCAUUCUUGAAUUUUUUCCAGGCUUUAGUAUGAUGGAUUACCAGGUAGACUAUGAUAAUCAUGCUCUUUAUAAACAUGGAAGGACAGGCCGUAAACAGUCUCCUGUUCGCAUAUUCACCAACAUUUCCCCCAGCAUGAUUGUACUUCCUGUGGAAGAGGGUUACAGGUUUUGCUCUGUGUGUCAGCGAUAUGUUAGUUCAGGGAACCAACAUUGUGAUAUCUGCAAUUCAUGUACAUCAAAAGAUGGAAGACGAUGGAAUCAUUGCUUUCUUUGCAAAAAAUGCGUAAAGCCUUCUUGGAUUCACUGCAACACUUGCAAUCGCUGUGCUCUGCCAGGUCACACUUGUGACAGAGCUAAAACUAGUUGCUUUAUUUGUGAUGAAGCAGGUCACAAACGCAGCACCUGCCCUAAUCUCUCUGUGGCUGAAAGAGCUUGCCAAGCUGACAGAAAGCGGAGGCUAAAGAAGAACAAGAUAAAAAUGGAUAAUGUUAAAAGACCAUCUGUGAAGCAUGCUACGUUCCCACGGAAAAAAAUAAAGAAAAAGAAAAACACUCUUGCUUGUUAAUACUCAAGUUACCUAAAACUGUGAAUGAUUUUACAGCCAAUUUUUGCUUCCAUUUGCUGUAAAUGUUAAUAUGAUAUUUUAGAUAAAGCCGGUUUGAAUUAAAAA
Messenger RNA from Pelodiscus sinensis (Chinese soft-shelled turtle), 1686 nucleotides. The record is from RefSeq and is a predicted model, not a curated record. NCBI's taxonomy places the organism in Eukaryota, Metazoa, Chordata, Testudines, Trionychidae.